GUUGUUUCAAAAUUAUGCUUUUGAGUGGCCACUCUCACAAUCCCACUGUGCAGAUCGCGAAAAAGAUGGAUGUUAAACUAAUUUUGCUGCUUCUGGUGAACUUUGCUGUCAUCUCGUAUGGGAGAAAAUCGUAUGAAGGGUGGCAAGUGUAUCGAACAGCCCCUCUAACCAAACUUGCACUUGAAGGACUCCAUAAACAUGUGUUUUCCGACCCAAAGUUUCAAGUUUGGAGCCAGCCGAUUCUCAAUAGGCCAGCUGAAAUUGUUGUUUGCCCUAAAAGUCGAGCUAAAUUACUAAAUACUUUAAAAAAAUUGAACCUGAGUCCCAAACCUUUCAUCUUAAAUAUAGAAAAAUUCUUAGAAAAAGAGAGGAAAGAAAUAGAGAAUAUAAAGAAGCAAGAAAUAUACGGCCUCAUCAACCACGUUACAUUUGAACGAUAUAUGGAUUUCACUGAGAUCACCGACUAUUUAAAUGAGGUAGCCGCUAAUUAUCCCAGCAUCGCAUCUCUAGAGACAAUCGGGUCAAGCUUUGAGGGCCGUCCGCAAACUUUACUGAAACUAUCAAAUGGCAGUGGCUCUAAUAAGAAAAUUGGUGUUUUCAUCAACGCAGCCAUCCACGCGUCUGAUUGGAUUGGACCGGCCGUCGCCUUAAACGCAAUUCACCAACUUACCACAAACCUAGCCAACAAUCAGGCUUUCUUGGACAUGGCCAACUGGUACAUCUUACCAGUGGCCAACCCUGAUGGAUAUGUUUAUUCCUGGGAUCACGAUCGUCUGUGGCGAAAAACCCGGCGCCCUAAUAAGGGCUCCAAGUGCGUGGGUGCGGAUCCCAAUAGGAACUUUGAUGUUCACUGGGGUGAGGGCAGAGAAACUAACCCGUGCGUGGCGUUCUACCAGGGACCAAAUGUUUUUUCAGAAGUAGAAAGCAAAAACAUCGCUGACUAUUUGAUUCCCAAUGGCUUGGAUGGGAAUUUGCACCUGUAUAUGGUGCUGCACACAUAUGGACAGGUUUUGUUGCAUCCCUAUGGAUACACGACUGAUCCGCCCAUCAAUGUAAAUGACCUUGCUUUAUUUGGCUCUGAAGCAGCCAGUGCGCUGAAAGCAGUUCGUGGAACAAAGUAUGAAGUCAGCAACAUUACCAACGCUUUUUAUCAUCCAUUCGGCAACAGCAAAGAUUUUGCCUACGACCAAGCUGAAAUCCCAUUCACAUACACCUGGGAGUUACCAGGAGGCGGUGAAAACAGCCACGACGUGCCACUGUCAGAAAUUAAAUUUGUCGUCGAGGAGACUUGGGAAGCAUUUAAAUCAUUGGUUCAGAGUGUUUACAUUGCGAGGAAAAAUUUGUGACACGGGGAAAUAUAUG
Messenger RNA from Cloeon dipterum, 1362 nucleotides. RefSeq names its product carboxypeptidase B-like. The transcript is spliced from 9 exons. The record is from RefSeq and is a predicted model, not a curated record. NCBI's taxonomy places the organism in Eukaryota, Metazoa, Arthropoda, Insecta, Ephemeroptera, Baetidae. Gene Ontology annotation, biological process: proteolysis. Bases 15 to 1346 code for a protein of 443 amino acids. Gene Ontology annotation, molecular function: zinc ion binding; metallocarboxypeptidase activity.